AUGUCCCUCCCGGAGACCACCGAAAAAGCAACAUUCGCCGCUGGGUGCUUCUGGGGUGUCGAACAUCUCUUCCGCAAACACUUUACAGGCAAAGGCCUGUUGGAUGCUCGAGUCGGCUACAUAGGUGGGGACACCGCACACCCAACCUACCGUUCCGUUUGUUCCGGGACAACCGGCCAUGCCGAGGCGCUCCAAGUUCUCUAUAACCCUUCAGAAGUCACCUACGAGAAACUUCUAGAAUUCUUCUUCCAGAUGCACGACCCAACAACGGUGGAUCGCCAGGGGCCAGACGUGGGAUCCCAGUAUCGCUCGGCGAUAUUCUUUCACAAUGACAAGCAGGAGGAAGCUGCCAAAGCGGUGCUGGAGAAAGUUACGAAGCAGUGGUAUAAGACCGACAUGGCGACUCAGGUGAUCCCCGCUGGGGAGUGGUGGGAUGCAGAGGAUUAUCAUCAACUUUAUUUGGAUAAUAAUCCAGGAGGCUAUGAGUGUCCUUCGCACUAUCUGCGGACCUUUCCACCGCUCGCUUGAUUGGUUAGGCGCAAGUGUCGAAUUGGUGGAUAGCUGGGUUACGUGAGGUUUAGUGCCAGAAUGGAGACAAUAAGGGGUCUUUAGCGUUGAA
This is a messenger RNA of Tuber melanosporum (Perigord truffle), 619 nucleotides long. RefSeq lists its product as uncharacterized. The record is from RefSeq and is a predicted model, not a curated record. The transcript has 5 exons. Lineage: Eukaryota; Fungi; Ascomycota; Pezizomycetes; Pezizales; Tuberaceae. Gene Ontology annotation, molecular function: peptide-methionine (S)-S-oxide reductase activity. The coding region runs from base 1 to 528 and encodes 175 amino acids.